Anopheles arabiensis is the source of this 3314-nucleotide messenger RNA. RefSeq names its product DNA polymerase iota (gene PolI). The record is from RefSeq and is a predicted model, not a curated record. Gene Ontology annotation, molecular function: DNA-directed DNA polymerase activity; damaged DNA binding. Lineage: Eukaryota; Metazoa; Arthropoda; Insecta; Diptera; Culicidae. Gene Ontology annotation, biological process: translesion synthesis.
GGCGGGCUGAGGGCCCUAGCAUCACGAUGGACGGUGCAAAGGACACAGAUGAUGAGGAGUGUGUCCAUCCGCGGGUCAUCAUUCACAUCGACAUGGAUUACUACUACGCCCAGGUGGAGGAAGUGCUCAACCCUUCGCUCAAGGAUAAACCGUUCGCGGUGAAGCAACGCUUUUGCGUAGUGACCUCGAACUACAUCGCGCGCGAGAAAGGCAUCAAGAAGCUGCAGCCGGUGAAGGAAGCGCUCGCCGCCUGUCCCGAGCUGGUGCUGCUCAACGGCGAAGACAUUACCAAGUACAAGGCGAUGUCGGUGCGGAUCAACGAAAUCAUGCACCGGUUUACGCCGCACGUCGAGAAGCUCGGGCUGGACGAAAACUAUCUCGACGUAACGGAGCUGAUCGCGGAACGGCUCGAACAGCUGGAGGGGGCCGGGGACAGUGCGGCGCUGGCAAAGCUAGACUUUGUGCAGGGGUUCAUACACCCGCCCCGGACCGAUGAAUCGAGCGCGCUCGACCCACCGUCCCACCGGGAGACGGACCGCGACCUGUUCCGGCGCUGUUGCUGCUGUGGCUGUGAUCGAAGACUGAUACUGGCGACGCACCUGGCCCAGGAGAUACGGGACAGCAUAUUCCAGGAGCUGGGGCUGCGCUGCUGUGCCGGCAUCGCGCACAACAAGCUGCUGGCCAAGCUGGUCGGUGCCGUCCACAAGCAGAACAAACAGACGGUGCUGCUGCCCACGCACGCGACCGCGUUCGUCGCGUCGCUCGGUUCGGUGCGCAGCCUCACCGGGAUCGGGGAGAAGACGGCCCAAACGUUGGCCGACAGCUGCGGCAUUAGCACCGUCACGGAUCUGCAGUGCAUCGAGCUGGAUCGGCUCACGAAACAUCUCGGCUACGAGCAGGCCGUCCGGCUGAAGCAGCUUGCCCUCGGGCGGGACGAUACGGUCGUGCGGCAGACGGGGAAACCGAAAUCCGUCGGCCUGGAGGACUCCUGCCCCUCCAUCUCGGUGCGGGCGGAUGCGGAGGACAAGUUCCGCCACCUGUUGGUGCGGUUGGUGAAAAACAUCGCGGACGAUGGCCGGGUACCGAUCGCGAUCAAGGUGACCGUGCGCAAGUACGACCUGGCGAAGCGGACCACCCACCGGGAGUCCAAGCAGGACAAGCUGCUGCCCUCCAUGUUCCGGCACGUGGGCGGCCGGCUCGUGCUGGCGGACGGUGCGCAGGAGAAAAUUCUCACCAUCGUGAUGAAGGUGUUUGAGCGCAUGGUGGACCUGCGGCAGCCGUUCAACAUAACGCUGCUCGGGCUGUCGUUCUUCAAGUUCCAGGAGCGGCGCAUCGGCAGCAAAUCGAUCGCCAACUUUCUGAUCAAAAAGUCCGACAUCGAGGUGCAGUCGAUCACGAACCUGAGCAACGAGUCGAUCACGCUCAGCGACAUCAGCUUCUGCUCGAACAAGUCCGCCCUGUCGCUGUCGGCGAUGGACUGCGAGCCGUGCUGCUCGUCCGACGCCGGUUCGGUCGCGUCCCUGUCCGGCUCGGAAUCGGACGCGGAACCGUCGCCGAAGAAAUCGCGCCGGCUGCUGUUCUGUCAGGGCCGGCGGCCCGCAAGCACACAGGACCGGCACUACGGCAACAGCGAACCGGACGAAACGACGCUCAGCAAGCUGCGUGUCGCCGAUCUGCGCCUGAAUUCCAAAGAGUUCGAUCAAGAUGCCCAUCCGUCCGGCGGCACCACAGCGGUUGCUGCUGCCUCGUCUUCGUCUUCGCCGUCGUCCGGUGCGCCGAUGGACGUUUCCACCACCAGCAGCACGGCCGCAACAACAGCAGCGAAGCAAACGUCCUUCUUCCGCGAGCGAAUUGCGACCGACGCAUCAUCAUCAUGCACGGUGCUCCGGCCAGCAGCAGGCGCGUCGAACGAUUGCAGCAUGGCAACCGCGGCUGGCAGCAGCAGCAGUAAGAUGGAGGUCAGCGUAUCAUCCCCCUCUGCGGCGGGGUGCGAUCGUGGAGCAAGUGGGGACCAUCAACAACACCACCAUCACCACCACCACCACCACCACCACAGCCACUACCAGGGCGAGCAGAAGAAUCAUCAUAGCAAAACAAAUCUCCUUCCGCCUAGCGUGGAUCCGGAAGUGUUCCAUGCGCUGUCGGCGGACGUCCAGCAGGAGCUGCUCGCUAACUGGCGACGAGCGAACGGUGCCGGCAUGCUGGUGACGGCCGGCGGUAGUUCCAGCGCAGCGGGAAUGGCUCCCUCCAGCAAACCGAACCUGCUGGGGCCGGGCGCCAGUGGGAGCCCAAACAGUACUCACAGCAACAAUUCCACCACUAAUAGCAGCAGUAGUAGCAGCAGCAGCAGUAGUAGUAAUAGCAGUGUCCCUUCCACGAACGCUGCCACGACGACCGGUAAGGGUAGCGCUAAAAACACUUUACAUCGCUACUUCGUUAAAAACACGUAGCAUCGUUAUCUCGUAUUAACUGUCGCAUCUUAAUAGUAUAUAUAUACAUCGAUACGUGGUGUGUCCUUUUUUCUCUCUUUUGUUUCAUAUCGAUGGUAAACACACUGCACACACACGUCCGCGAAACGUCCGGCCAUGGCACGGCCCGCACACACGGUGUACGGACGGAGCGCAGGGACAGUGUUGGUUUUAUCGCUUAGAGUAACACGUUCUUGAGUUGAUUUGUUUGUUUCAUUGUUUUGUUUCGUUUUUUUCGGCAAAUUUGGCGCUCUCUAUUUCGUUUACACCGUUACACCGAACCACUCUACACGGCCGGCGAGUGUUUUAAAUUCUCAAUCGGAACAUAGGCGAAGAAGUACUGUUCUUAUCGUAAUCGUUUUUUGAUUUUUAGUUUUCCUUAUAGUGUGUGGUGAUUUAUGAGUUAAGCUUUUGCGGAAAAGAUGUACGUUAUGUGUUGUUACCUUUUAGACGUUUGCCGAGGCUACUACUACUACCCCCAACUCUCUCUCUCUCUCUAACGGAGGAGACGAAAGACGUUGGUGGCGAUUUAAUUUCUUAUGCAACUGUUUGCGUUUUGGUUUUAAUUUUUGUUUGCUUCUAUUUUUCCGUUCUUCUUUUCCCUACAACUUCAUUUUUCAUCGUUCUGUACAUACUUACAUUACUGAGCAAAGCAUUUUACCGUACACAACACAGCCACUUCGGUUUGCCUUUCACCCGUUUAUCAGCAACAAUCAUUUACAACAACUUAAAACCAUUCCCGCCUAAGAGGAGAGAGAGAAAGAGAGGGAGGUAGAAGAGAAUUGAGAGAAUAUAAUGUUUAAUAGUGAAACAAAUACACAAUAACAAGUUGUUAAACCGAUCAAA